Orbicella faveolata is the source of this 3186-nucleotide messenger RNA. RefSeq lists its product as uncharacterized. NCBI's taxonomy places the organism in Eukaryota, Metazoa, Cnidaria, Anthozoa, Scleractinia, Merulinidae. The record is from RefSeq and is a predicted model, not a curated record.
ACACUACGCUAAACGAGACCUCUGGUUAUUAAAAGAACAUUUUACUACUGAGAAUAAUUCAGUUCGCGUGACUAGACGGAAUCACUGUUUUGCCAGCCAUUCGACAGUGGAAUUCUAAUUCAAGUUAUUAAGUAGAUUUUCGUUCUAUGUAGGAAUCUCCUGUUCAUGGCCACAGUUAUACGUCUAAGUGACUGAUUCUGGCGACAAGAGAAGCUUUAACGUUUCAGUUGUAUAAACUCCUUGGUGACUGACUGACCCUGGCUCGUUUUCAAGUGAGUUAAAAACAAACUGCAGGACCAUAGAACUUCUCCCCAAGAAUAAAAACAGCUGCACGACUACGAAACUUCUUUGAAAGGUAAGAACUCUGCCAACAUUUCUACAACUAAAAACAAUUCAAGGGAAGUUUUUAAUCUGUUGCUAGUGUGGACUAAAGGUAGUAGGCAUUACGUACACCUGUGUUGGAGAGACACGAGAGAUGUCUUCCUGCCGAGGACGUAUUUUUUGUCUUUCCUCGUGUUUCCACGUACCCAUUGUAUGAAGAUUUCUAAGUUCUAAAAUUUGAUUUAACUUAGAGGGUGUCAGCAAAUUGAUCCAAUUCCUAACCGGCCGCAUGCAUUUCCAAUCAAGGUCGUCCGAUCAAGGUCGGUAGUUUGGGGUGGCGUGACAAUUUGUAAAAUUAAACCUUCGAUUCCGCUUGAGUGCUUCUGAUCUCGUGAUCGUUGCAGACUUUGAUCUGUUCAGACAACACCCUGUCUGCUGAAGGAACGGUUUUCUAUUUUAUCGGUGGAUAAAAUGAACUGAUUCUAGAAGGGACUUCAGGAAUCUCCUGUUCAUGGCCACAGUUGUACGUGGAAGAGACUGAUUGUGGCCACAAGAGAAGCUUUAACUUUUCAGUUGUACAAACUCCUUGGUGACUGACUGAUACUGGCUCGUUUUCAAGUGAGUUAAAAAGAAACGGCACGACCAUAGACCUUCUCUGCAAGAAUAAAAACAGCUGCACGACUACAGAACUUCUCUGCAAGUGAAUCUCCUGUUCAUCGCCACAGUUAUACGUCGAAGUGACUGAUUCUGGCGACAAAAGAAGCGUUCACAUUUCAGGUUUACUUCAAAAUACGAUGUAGUUAGAGCACGCCAGUCAUUCUCUAAAAGUUUCCUGCGAUGUCCAAGCCACAAGAGGAAUCCCCCUUUCAUUGUGUGGCGUCCACAUCUCGGAAAGUCUUGGAAGAUGAAAAACUAAGCUUGCCCUCUGACAAGACAUUGACAGUUACUCUGUUAAGUUGUGAAUGGAAGUCAUCAAAGGGUGGCUUGUCGACCAUCAGCAGAGAACUUGCAAUACAAUUGGCAGAGCACCCUGAUGUGGAGGUUUAUGUCUAUCUUCCCAAAUGUAGUGAAGAAGAUAAGGGAGUUGCUGGUAGACACAGUGUUCAGCUCAUUGAAGCAGAAGAACUUCCAGGUUUAGAGCCAAUUGAUUGGUUGGCUUCUUUACCUAAAGGUCAUCUUCCUCACUGUUUAAUUGGACACGGACUUCACCUUGGUCGACAAAUACCACUCAUAAAGCGGUACCAUGAUUGCAAAUGGAUUCAAGUUGUCCACACGGCUCCUGAAGAACUUGGGAUGUACAAGAAUUAUGAAGAAGCAAUUUUCAAAGGGGAACAAAAACAUCAAGCAGAAGUAAAACUCUGCGAGCGGGCCGAUCAAGUUGUCGCUGUUGGACCCAAGCUGGCAGAUGCCUACUCCCGUUACCUCCGUUUCAGUAAGAAAGAUCAAGAUGUUAUCAAUCUCACCCCAAGCAUUUUCACGGAGUUUCUCAGCGUUCAACAAGCUACUGAAGAAAGAAGGACGUUUUUUGUUCUGGUAUUUGGACGCGGUGAUGGUGAAGAUUUCCAGUUAAAGGGAUAUGACAUUGCUGUUCAAGCAGUUGCCGAACUGAAAGACUCAUCCUACCAGCUCAUGUUUGUUGGAGCACCAGCAGGAAAAGAGGAUGAAGUGGCACAAAAGUUACUCCAGCAUGGUAUCCCCCCAAGUCAGCUAACCGUUCGCCGCUUUAAGGAUCGUAGGGAAGAGCUAGCCAGGUUGUUCUGUGAGGUCGAUCUGGCAAUCAUGCCAUCGAGGACUGAGGGCUUUGGCUUGACCGCUCUCGAAGCUCUAUCUGCUGGUCUUCCUGUACUUGUGAGUGGCAACUCAGGACUUGGAGAUGCUCUGAAGAAAGUUCCUUUCGGUUUCUUUUAUGUAGUCGAUUCAGAAGAUCCAAAAGAAUGGGCCAAGGCUAUCAACAUUGUCCGUCAAAAAGGCAGAGAAGUUCGACUUGAAGAGGCUAAACUUCUUCGAGAAAAGUAUGCGUUAAAGUACAGCUGGAAGAGGCAGUGUGAUUAUCUUGCGGAAAAGAUACUGCACCUUUCGUUUGGAAACAUCCAAGACAAACUUGAAAGAGUGCAAAAUCAAGUAGAAAAUGCAAGCAAAAAGAUGGACAAUUUGGGGAAGCUAAAAGAACCAAGCCCAGAAGCAGAAAACCUCAAAGAGACACUCGAGCAAAUGGGACAUCAAGUGAAAAAAGUCGGUGAAAAGUUAGACUCCUUGAGGCAAUCAAGCCAAGAUGAAGACAAAUCUAGAAACGACCUUCAACAGAUGAAAAGUGAGAUAGCGUACAUGAGCGAGAAGUUAGACACUUUGAUGGCACAAAGAGAGACCGACGAUGAAGACAAAACGAGAGAUGAUUUCAAGGAGAUGAAAAGGGAAAUACAAACCAUCAGUGAAAAGUUGAAAAGUCAAAUGACAUCAGGAGAAGAAGGUAUAGAUUUAAUAUGUUUAUGGCAAUUUUAUUGGACCCUACGAAGUAGGCUAUCUAUAAGCAGAAGUCAAAUAAGGCGAUAAUAUACCGAGCUGCAUGGAGCUGUUUUGUUGUUCCAGGUUAUAUCAUUUGCUGGGGGUGAUUGAUGCCUUAGAUCUAACGCGUGGGAUGAAAUUAUCAAUUAUUAAUUAUCAAAUCAACGUCCGUCUUAAUUUUUUCCAAACUCUGAUUUAUUCCUGCACUUUUAAAAAGCUGGGAAUAAGGAAAAAGAAAGUGACUACUUAAUCGUAGUCCGUUGUUUCCUUUGUCAUUUGUAUUUGCGUCAUAUCGUCAUUUCAUGGCGUGGUAUUUGUUAAAGUUUAAAUAAAACAGUAGUUGCCCGCAAAUUAUAUUUUAGG